CAAGUCAGCCUGCUUUUGUGUAACCUGUAUAUUUACAGUAACCUUAGUUAAUCCCGUACAAAAUAGGACCAUGCUCGCCAAUUCGGCGGUGGUGUUGUGACGUUUUGUUUCAACAAACCAGUGCGUUGGUGCAUUCCAUGGUGUGUGCCAAUUACGUAGCCAUCGCAUCCAGCGGCUGCGGCACGGAUAUAAUUCAAAACACACUGCAGAACGUGGAACUUGCGGCAGGCGGUGCGUGGAACGGUGCCUGAUGAGUGGUUGGCAGUGUGCCCCAAGUACUGCAAGAUAAGAUGCGCAAAACAUGGAUCAAGCGCGACAACAUCUACUAUAAACCAUUCUACAAGCAGAAGCUCAAACUCACGCUCAUCAGCGUGCUCAUGCUGGGCGUACUGUUUUUCGUCUAUCAGCUGGUGUACAUUAGUCAGUUGUUACCGUCGGGGUCGACCCUGGCCAGCCAGAUGCGCAUUCCGCUCAAAGCUCUUAGUAAUGAUGAUAAUCCCGUUGCUUCGCCAGAACUGGGCCGGGUAGACGGGACGUCCAGCAGACAGCGAGCGGGCGGCGGCAGUGACGAUCGGCGGGACUGGGCCAACGGGACGGUCUCCAACCACCGAACAAGCGCCACGGGGAAUAGCAACCAGUUUGCGUAUGUCGAACGAAUAGGAAACUAUGAGCGGUUGAUCCUGCGCGGUAUCCGACUGCGUGAUCUCGAUCGCUACACGGAACUGCCGAGCGGCAAAUUUCGGUGCCUGAAAUCGGGGCGCGAAAUCGUGUGGGAGCGGGUGAAUGACGAUUACUGCGACUGCACGGAGGAUGGAAGCGAUGAACCUGGCACCAAUGCUUGCGAACGGGGAAAGUUCUACUGUCGCUUCCAGAAGCGCCACAGUACUGGCCGGGGGACGGACGUAUCGAUACCGAGCAGUUGGGUGAACGACGGUGUUUGUGAUUGCUGUGAUGGUUCCGACGAGUGGCUGCUUACGAUGGCCGAGCCCUCGAGUGGCCCUUGCAUCAACACCUGUAAGCAUACAUAUUUCCUCUAGGAGUUUCUUGCUCCGAAGGACAACUCUGUGCCGAAUGCUGGGAGCCCAAUGGGAACCGUUCACACUUCGGUGUUCGGCGUUUGUCUCACGGCGGAGGAUAAGCGACGUACAUUCGGCGAAGGAAAAUAAAUCUCCAUUCCGUUUCGAGAAAGUAAUACUUAGCGAGUUUUGCGACGUUGCACCAGCAUGCUAUACGAGUCAGGUAAAUGUUAGGUUAAACUGCAGUUUCAAAUUUAACCAUUCUUUUUUAGUUCAUAUUCUGUUGUAUAAAUCCUUUUAACGUAAUGCGAAAAUGCAGCCCGGCAGCACGCGCUUGCGAAGUUGCAUCAGACUGGUUCCGGAUAGCGACCGGAUAGCGACCGGAUACAUAUCGAGAUCGGAUGUAUCAAAGAGAAUCGUACAGACAAACUACCAUAUACAGCCAAACUUUCUUCUAGCAUUGUUCGAGGACGUUUCGAUGGCGUUCGGUUCGUUUCUAACAAUAUUCCCUAAGGAGAGAUACGUCCUUUGCAUAUCAAACCACAACGAGUAGCUGAUUCUCAUUUAUUAUGUUCGUAAUGAAACCCUA
This is a messenger RNA of Anopheles cruzii, 1605 nucleotides long. RefSeq lists its product as uncharacterized. The transcript is spliced from 3 exons. NCBI's taxonomy places the organism in Eukaryota, Metazoa, Arthropoda, Insecta, Diptera, Culicidae. Gene Ontology annotation, biological process: N-glycan processing. The record is from RefSeq and is a predicted model, not a curated record. Gene Ontology annotation, cellular component: glucosidase II complex. Bases 291 to 1037 code for a protein of 248 amino acids. Gene Ontology annotation, molecular function: protein binding.